CGCCCCGGCACCGAUUGUUGACAAAAGACGCUGCGAGACGGAGCGAAGGAGCCCGUUCCCCGGUACCGGUGUGGCCGAGGUGAAUCGGUUGUCGGUGGUGGUCGGACCGCAGCAGGCCGGUGUGAAGUGGACGCCCCCUCCUCCUCCUCCUCCGCCUCCUCUUCCUCUCCCUCUCCUCUUGCCUUCCUAAAAAAGAAAAACACCCGUUAUUGGUAUUUACCGACAAAACCAAAAGAUGGGUCACCCAGUGUGAGUGGACGCGCCGGACCAGCGUUUCAGGAGGAGGCGGCGGCCUUGGGCAGGUCUAUUCAGCCGGGAAUGGUGUGAGCUGAGACAGUUAGGCAGUCUGGAUCUGACCGGGGACCCGUCAUUCCCCCGGAGCCUCCGCGGCUCCAAGCCGCGUCCUGAGCCCUCCAAGAUGGGGAAGUGCGAUGGAAGAUGCACGCUGCUGGUGAUAUGUUCACUGCAGUUGGUGGCAGCCCUGCAAAGGCAGGUGUUUGAUUUUCUGGGCUACCAGUGGGCUCCCAUCCUGGCCAACUUCCUGCACAUCAUGGCCGUCAUCCUGGGCAUGUUCGGCACCGUGCAGUUCCGUUUCAGAUACCUCAUCUUUUAUGCAGUAUGGCUGGUCCUCUGGGUGGGCUGGAACUCCUUCAUCAUCUGUUUCUACCUGGAAGUUGGAAACCUGUCUCAGGACAAGGACUUGCUCAUGACGUUCAACACGUCACUUCAUCGCUCAUGGUGGAUGGAGCAUGGUCCUGGUUGCCUGGUAACGCCAGUGCUGGACUCUCACAUGGCCCCUGAUGACCACCAUGUCAUCACUGUCUCUGGGUGUCUCCUUGACUACCAGUACAUCGAGGUGUUGAGCUCAGCCAUUCAGGUCCUAUUGGCUCUCUUUGGCUUUGUAUAUGCCUGCUACGUGAGCAAAGUCUUCCAGGAUGACGAGGACAGCUUUGAUUUCAUUGGUGGCUUUGACUCUUACGGCUACCAGCCUCCUCAGAAGUCUUCUCAUCUGCAACUGCAGCCUCUCUACACGGCUGGUUAACUGUUGGUAGCGCGCCCUUCAGGCCAAACCCUGACAGUGUCACUGUGGAUGGAACGCGGCAGUCGCCCUGAUUACACUCACUCUGUGUGUCACAGUUUACCCGAGGAAUGGACUUAACCCCACCCAGAGGGAGAUCGAAAUGUCUGUGUGUGCGCGUGUGUGUGUGCAUGUGUGUGUGUGUCUGAGUAUACAGCCCUGAAUAGAAUGUACAGAGCUCAGGGAAGAACCAGCAUGCCAGGUGGUACGAUACGAUCAACGAGAAGGAGGAGACAGGGGAGGGACAGGAGAAAUACAACAAACAAGAGCUGGGGACACCUCUGUCAAAUCACCGAAGACACACUUCACGAAACUGCCAGCUCUCAACACUCCCACAAGUGUGUAUG
Scomber japonicus (chub mackerel) is the source of this 1425-nucleotide messenger RNA. It is a transcript of the gene nkain1, whose product is annotated as sodium/potassium transporting ATPase interacting 1. The record is from RefSeq and is a predicted model, not a curated record. Gene Ontology annotation, biological process: regulation of sodium ion transport. The coding region runs from base 419 to 1042 and encodes 207 amino acids. Lineage: Eukaryota; Metazoa; Chordata; Actinopteri; Scombriformes; Scombridae. The transcript is spliced from 8 exons.